AUGGCUGGCAUUAAAUCCGGUCUGACGGCCGAGCAGGUCGCCUCGUUCAACGAUAAUGGCUUCCUAGUGAUUCCUGAUUUUCUCUCCAAGGAGCAAGUCAAUACCCUUCUCACCACUACAAACCACCUCCUCGACACCUUCGACGUCAGCACCCAUCCUCUCACACGCUUCACCACCGGAGAUGAUCCCUCGUCCAAAUCACAGCAUGUCGGAGACGACUACUUCCUUACCUCCAAUGACAAGAUCCGUUUCUUCUUUGAGCCAGGCGCAUUCUCGCCCUCCGACCCCUCCAAGCUCCUACUCCCCAAGAACCGCUCUAUAAAUAAAAUCGGCCACUCAAUACAUUCUCUCUCUCAGCCUUUCUCGGAUGUAACACAUACCGGAGCUGUCGGAGCGCAGAACGCAGCCAUCGCUAGAGCACUGGGUUUCCGUGACCCCCGCGUCCUGCAAAGUAUGGUCAUCUGCAAACAACCUGGCAUCGGAGCACCAGUUCCCAUGCAUAAGGAUUCUGAGUUUUUAUACACUGAUCCACCAUCUGCAGUUGGAUGGUGGAUUGCCUUGCAAGACGCGGGGGUGGAGAAUGGAACACUUGGUUUUUGGAAAGGUAGCCAUAAGACCGGUAGGGUUAGGAGGAGGUUUGUCAGGACGAAGUCUGAUGCGGACUCGGGCGUUGCAGGAGGCACGGAGUUUGUGGAGUGGGAUGGGCCAAAUUUACCUACGGCCUUAGAUGAGGAAAGCAGAGGAAAGGAAGAUUAUGUCCCCGAGGAGAAGGACUAUGAGCUUGUGGAGAUCAAGACGGGUUCGCUGGUGUUGAUCCAUGGGAAUGUGCUACAUAAGAGCGAGAAUAACCCUAGUGACAAGUCAAGGUUUGCAUAUGCGUUCCAUGUUAUUGAAGGGGCAGAAGGGUGGAAGUAUGAUGAGAGGAAUUGGUUACAGCCUCCUGCGAACGGGUUUACAAGGUUGUUUGAUCAGAAAUGA
Arthroderma uncinatum is the source of this 978-nucleotide messenger RNA. Its product is annotated as phytanoyl-CoA dioxygenase. Bases 1 to 978 code for a protein of 325 amino acids. The record is from RefSeq and is a predicted model, not a curated record. Lineage: Eukaryota; Fungi; Ascomycota; Eurotiomycetes; Onygenales; Arthrodermataceae. The transcript has a single exon.